Temnothorax curvispinosus is the source of this 2829-nucleotide messenger RNA. Its product is annotated as G-protein coupled receptor Mth2-like. Gene Ontology annotation, cellular component: membrane. Bases 1 to 1482 code for a protein of 493 amino acids. NCBI's taxonomy places the organism in Eukaryota, Metazoa, Arthropoda, Insecta, Hymenoptera, Formicidae. The transcript is spliced from 6 exons. Gene Ontology annotation, biological process: cell surface receptor signaling pathway; G protein-coupled receptor signaling pathway. The record is from RefSeq and is a predicted model, not a curated record. Gene Ontology annotation, molecular function: G protein-coupled receptor activity.
AUGCGACUCAUUCACGUUUGCGUCUUUUUCGUGUCUUUAUUGACGCCAAUUGCAUGCACGAGUGACGUGGUACCCACCAUAUAUCCUAUUCCAUUGCAAAAUGAGACCGUAGUGCCGGAGGAACACAAGAGUCUGCCAUUGGCGGGGAAAUGUUGCCCCAUAGGCGAGGUCCUUGCAAAAGAUAGGAACAAAAAUACCGUUUGCGCCUCCUCGAACGACACGGUGUAUUUUUCACCUUUCUUCAGCAACUUUAAUCGCACCGGCGCGCUGGUGCCCGGCGACGAAUAUAAGACAUUCGUCGCUAUCGUGGGAAAUCCCUGCAGUCUAAAGUACAUGCUAGAUCCGGAUGAAAGCGAGGAUGAGUAUUACUUAUUGAUGAAUGGUUCCAUCUUCGCGCCGCGAAUCGAUCACGUACCGAUUAUGCUGAUGCCCGGCAAAGAUUACUGUAUGGAGGUCGUGCCCGAGCUGGGACUUAGGGCAUUCGUUUGUUUUCAAGACAUCGCCGUCCCUACCACGGAUGCGCGAGUCAUCAUUUACGCCUGCGGGCUCCUAAUCUCAGUUCCUUUUCUGAUACUCACCAUCGCGGCAUACGCGAUAACGCCGAGGUUGAGGGACGUCCAUGGGAAAGCCCUUUGCCACUAUUGCGGCUGCUUGGCACUGGCCUUCACCACUUUGGCCAUUACGCAACUGACAAGCGAGCAAUUAGCACCUCAAGCCUGCGUUAGCAUAGCAUUCGUCAUCCAAUUCUCCUUCGUGGCCUGCUUCUUCUGGCUGAACGUGAUAUGCAUCGAAACGUGGUCGUUGGUACGCCAUCACGUGAAGCAGUGCGCGCAGAGGAGAAUCCAGCCUAAAAUGCUGUUUUUCUACUACUCGAUAUGGGCCUGGGGCUGCCCAGCGGUCCUCAUUCUCGUCUCGAUGGCAAUGGAUCUCAGUCCUACAAUACCCAUGACCUACGUCAAGCCCGCUUUCGGUAGCGAGAGCUGCUGGUUCAAGUCCGACGCGGAAGCCAUGCCGUACUUCUACGUGCCGGUCGGUCUCCUUUUGUUGACGAACACGGUUCUCUUCGUAAUCACUGCCAUCAGGAUCAGCCGCUACCAGCAAGAGCUCGCACUGAGACGGCUGGCGAGGAAUCAGCAUAUCGAUCGGCACGAUCAAAGGCUCUUCCGCAGACUCAAGCGAACCUUCAUCGUUUGCCUUGUCCUCUUCUUUCUGAUGGGUCUCAACUGGAUGAUGGAAUUAAUCUCCUGGUGGGUCGGCGGCGAUCCCUUCGACUGGACGGCGUUCGAUUUGGUAAACGCGCUUCAAGGUGUCCUCAUCUUCGGUCUGUUCGUCCUGAGAAGGCCCAUCAGGGACUUCGUUUGGCAUCGAAUACAGAAAAUACGGGGGAUAGACACCACGGAACUGGACGUCGGGAGCAUGGACCUGGCGCUACUGCCUGUGAUAAACGGCGAUAUUCCAGAGAGAUCGUUUAAUCAUUCUUAGAAAAGUUCUCAGAAAGAAAGAGAGUGAUCUCUUUCUGAACGUAUAAGAGGACGAUACAUUUAAUGCAGGCGGUUUGGCCGAUAGUGAUAUCGGCUGUAAACCUGAAGCAAUCGAUAAACCGAUAGAUCGGUGGAUGGAAGGAGCCGGGAUCUCAUGACGAUGAUAAAAGUUAUUUUAACUUCGCUGUGUGCAACGGCGAAAUAGAGCGGCCUUCUCGAUGACGCUCGAUGAAGAGACAUGAAAUAUAUAUUCGUGCAAUUUCGUUGCAAACCCACUCGAGUUAGCACGGAAUUAGCCCGCGAGAUCCGACGCGCGGAACUUUCGCCCGAAGGAGAUUAUUUAUAUUUAAUUGAAUCGCAAUCGUGCGUUAUAAGUAAUAGUUCUAGUCUUUUUUUUUUGCAACAUUAUCUGUAAUCAUAAAUAUCAAUCCGCGCGGCGCAUGUUUUAAUUUCGAUUAAAAUGCAUUCACGUAGGGAUACGUACAACGCGACGCCGCGCGCGUUGAAUCGCAGUUCAAUCGUGACGUUAUGUGAAAAUAAAUUCUUUUCUGCAAGGUAACGUGUUACACAACGCAUUAUUCGUCCGCCUCCGCGAAAAUAUAUAGCACAUACUGUGUCGCAUUGUGUUUCUGCGCUAAUUAUACAACCGUGGGGGAAACGAGUAACUGCUAGACCUCACUCAAGGAUCUCAAGUGAUAAGAACGCAAUCGCGGCAUAAUUAUAAAUGUGAGAACCGGCCGUAAUCGUAAAUCGAUGUUUAUCAAGAAUGCUACUUGUUAGUACUAAUUAUGCAUCGUAAAUCGAGAUGUUGCGAUAUUCGUACUGCUUAAAUUCACGCCCCAAAUCGAUGUUCGCGUCAAUAAUGUACCAUUUAUACCUUAUUUGUAUUUACGCGUCGUGCUUACUGUUGAACAACACAGCAACAAUGUUGGUUAAAGCCUUUAUUUCACUCAAGCAUAACGCGUUAUGUUAAUACAUUACACAGUUACGUCCAAACAAGCGCAGGAUAUUGAAUAGGCUACGUCAAAACACGUUCAUACACAACUGUAAGUUCGCCACAACACAUCAACAUCGCGUAUUAUACUGGAUUUGAUGAAAAACAGGUUUUACACAUAUUGUUGUUGCAUCGUGUUGUUAUGUUCUGUAUGUAGCUAGCAUAUAUUAUUUAUUGUCGUGGUAGGUAUUAAUUUAUUGAAUAUAUCAUGCAUAAUAUAGAACGACGAGGCAAAUGAAUCGAAACGAAUAAAAAAUAUUAAUAUCCUUUAUUCUUGCGUUCCCUUUAAAACCAUAGUGUACAUUUGUUCGUUUACUUUUUUUUCGACAGCGCGCUAUAUAUAUACAUAUAACA